This is a messenger RNA of Andrographis paniculata, 1270 nucleotides long. RefSeq names its product protein ABIL2-like. The record is from RefSeq and is a predicted model, not a curated record. The coding region runs from base 132 to 1097 and encodes 321 amino acids. The transcript is spliced from 9 exons. NCBI's taxonomy places the organism in Eukaryota, Viridiplantae, Streptophyta, Magnoliopsida, Lamiales, Acanthaceae.
CAAAUCACAAUCAUUACUAAUCCCUGCUUCAGCAACCACCUCUCCUUCCUCUUUCUUCUUCACAAAAAUCCCCAAAUUCUCAAUUAAUUCUUCACUUACAGAAAUUCAGAGUUGAAUUCGAACAAGAAUCAAUGGCGAUCGACGCUGAAACCGCAGCAACAUCGUACUCCUCAAAUACGCAACCACUCUACAACUCCAACUGCGACGAAAUCUUCAUGCACCACAGACUCCAAUUCUCUAACAAUCUAAAGGACUUGAAAAACCUAAGGCAGCAACUCUAUUCUGCAGCGGAGUAUUUCGAGACAUCCUACAAUAAGGAUGAUAAUGAUCGCAAACACAUCGCGUUCGAAUCGUCGAAAGAGUACGUCUGCAAAGCUCUUGUUAGUACUGUCGACCAUUUGGGGUCCGUCGCCGACAAACUUAACAAAUUUUUGGACCAGAAAACAGAGGAAUUCUCUUCCACCAACACACGCUUUUAUUGCAUUGAAAAGAGGUUAAAUGCAUUCUAUGGAUUUGUCGACUCAAGAGGCAUAUCGCGGCAUUCCCUGUUUCCGGAAGCUCCCGAGCACCAUAAGCAAUAUAAUUUGCCGGGUGCGCGGAAUUCAUAUUUUAAGAAGCUAAAUUUGGUGUAUAAAGAUUGUAUCCCGUGCGAUGAAAACGAGACAAAUCCUUCGAAGCAAGAUAAUCCGUUCGCCAAAGCCUUUCAAGUAUCGGUUGCAAUGCCACAACCGCCAUUGUUAAGGAAACAAAACAUAAAGAGCUUUUCAAGCGAACUCCCUAUGAAACAAGUUAGCCACGCAUUUGCUCGGAUCCUAUCUACUAAAGACACGGCGAAAUCCUCUGUUUCGCCUCAUAGCUUCGCCCUCAAGAGGUCGAGCUCGGCUGCCUUCAGAUCAGCCUCUCCCGAUUCGUCCAUCAAAAGAAACCAAGUGCAUACUCCAUCGGAGUCGGGAAGAUCGAUUAUGUCAGCGCGUGUAAUACCGGAGACGACGACGACGAUGAACAAGGAAAAACAGAUAAUAUCUUACAGUCAGAGGAGUAAGAAUUUUUUGAAAGCUUUACUCAGCAUUCACCAUUCUAGAAGAAGCAGCAGGUGAUACAUACAUACAUACAUACAUACAUUCAUAUAUAUAUAUAUAUAGCCUUUCUUUGUAACUAAUAUAUAUCUAUUGUGGAAAACUACAUGGCUACUUUUCGAGUGCGAUCAUUCCGUUGGAUGUUAUAUAUGUUUAAAUUUUUAAUUGUCAAUAAAAAUAUUAUUUUUCUAUAA